CAGUUAUCAGUCUGAAAGCACUCGCAGCAGUCGGCCAGAAAUUCUGGCAUAUAUUUUUGGAUUCAAAUUCGGAUGGCUGACAUGCUGUUGGACUGUUGAAAAGCGGCUUAAAUACAAGAGUACGAGCGAGCAAAGACUAGGACACAAUGGAGAUGCAACUGGGAGCCAUGCUGUAUGUGUACAAGGGGGAGUACGGACUGCCGUCCAUAGAUUUUGAAUGUUUACGUGCUCUGUGCCUCCUGCGAUUCACCCGCUGCCCCAUGGACGUGCAGACCAGCUCCAAUCCGCUGCGUUCGGGAGCCGGAAAGCUGCCGUAUCUGCAGAUCGGCAACCAGAAGUUCGCGGGCUAUAGGCAAAUUAAGCGCGUGCUGGAUCUCGAGGGUUACCCGAUAGAUGCGCAUUUAAGCACUAAACAAAAGCAUUUGUCCACCGCCUACGCCAACUGGGUGUUCAACAAUCUGCAUGCCUACUACCACUACUUCCUGUUCGGAGAGCCCAACAAUUUUGACACAACCACGCGGGGCCUCUACGCCAAGCGCACGCCAUUCCCCUUCAACUUCUACUACCCGUCGUCCUACCAAAGGGAAGCCUGCGACGUGGUCCAGGUGAUGGCCGGUUUCGAUGUGAACGACAAGUUGGACAAGCACGAAGGCGACUACCUCGUUGUCAAUGCCAAAAAGGUAGUGAAUCUACUGUCCCGGAAAUUGGGUCGCAAGGUGUGGUUCUUUGGCGACACCUACAGCGAGUUUGAUGCCAUUGUCUACAGCUAUCUUGCCAUCAUCUUUAAGAUCACACUGCCCAACAAUCCACUGCAGAAUCACAUUAAGGGCUGCCAGAACCUAGUGAACUUUAUCAACCGCAUCACGAAGGACAUAUUCCGCAACGAGGGAUACAGUUCCGUCAAGCUCACAAAGACACCCAGUGGCACGGAGGCCAGUCUGACGGCCUCGGAGCGCAACUUCCUGGACUCCGACCUGAACACCAAAAUAGUGGCCGGCGUUGGAGCCGUCUUAGCAAUGGGAGCGUUUGCGGCAUGGCGUGGGAUUUACAACCAGCUAACGACACGCUCUUCGACGGACUACGAUGGCAUAGAUUACGAGGAUGACGAGAUGGAGGAGGGCCUAGACUAAUCGCAUCUCUGCAACGAUAUCUAUGUGUAUAGUAUAAUAUUUUAAAAUACAAUGUGUGGGGAUGAAGCACAAAAACUGUCCAGCUUUAAAGGUUUGCCUAAACACUGAAGGAGAUCGAUUUACUUGGCAUAAAUCUUUGGAAUUUCGCCAGGUAAUGAUACUCUCGUCGUAAAUAGCGUUUCGUUCCAAAGAUUUGCCAAACAAAUCGACCUAGUAUGAAUAUUCGAUUUAUGUAUUAUAGUUCGAAUUCGUUUUUAAACCGUCUUGUAUAAAAUAGGAUUUUAAAGUCAUCUGAGCGUAAUAAAAUUGGAUAACAGAGCCCUGUUGUCAUGGAAAAGCA
This is a messenger RNA of Drosophila sechellia, 1470 nucleotides long. Its product is annotated as metaxin-1 homolog. The record is from RefSeq and is a predicted model, not a curated record. NCBI's taxonomy places the organism in Eukaryota, Metazoa, Arthropoda, Insecta, Diptera, Drosophilidae. Gene Ontology annotation, cellular component: SAM complex; cytoplasm. Gene Ontology annotation, biological process: mitochondrion organization. The transcript is spliced from 5 exons. The coding region runs from base 147 to 1130 and encodes 327 amino acids.